GUUGGCUAUUACGGACUUCCCACUGACGUUCCAACCUGUUCUGCCGACUCCUGAUCGGUUGUUGUUUUCGGUUUAUGAGUUUCCGUUUAUUGAGUAGCUUAUCUGCGAAGUUGCGGAGCGUUGUGUACAGGGCUGCGACCGUCGCAUUGAUCGACAUGAAGAAGGCGCAGGUUGUGUUCGUGCUAGGUGGGCCUGGCUCGGGCAAAGGAACCCAGUGCGUCAGAAUCGUUGAGAACUACGGUUACACUCAUCUGUCUGCCGGAGACCUGCUGAGGGCUGAACGGAGCCGAGAGGGCUCCGAGUUCGGACAGCUCAUCGAUAACCACAUUAAGGAUGGCAAGAUAGUCCCCUUCGAGAUCACCAUUAAAUUACUCAAGAAGGCCAUGGAGGAGACCAGGAGGUUAGAUGAGAAGAAGAUCCACUUCCUCAUCGACGGCUUCCCCCGAAACGAGGAAAACCUCCAGGGGUGGACCACCAUCAUGGAUGGGGAGGCUGACGUCAAAUUUGUGCUUUUCUUCGAUUGUAGCAAUGAGGUCUGUAUCAACAGAUGUGUAGAAAGAGGGAAGAGCAGUGGGCGCACCGAUGACAACAGAGCGAGCCUGGAGAAAAGGAUCCAGACCUACCUGCAGUCAACACGGCCCGUCAUCUCACUGUAUGAGAAACAGGGCAAGGUGCGCACUGUGGAUGCCUCGUGCGCUGUGGACAAGGUGUUUGCCAAUGUCAAAACCAUCCUGGACAAGGAGAUUUGAAAUUCCGCACACUGCCAACAACUACCAUUCACAGAUACUUUUAGUUGCAGCAACAAUAUACUUAGUUUAUUUCCAUUCAUUACUUUUUACACUUAUACAUUUUUUUGGGGGGGGGCCUAUUUUUUUGUCAAUGCCAAGGUGUGUGUGUGUGUGUGUGUGUGUGUGUGUGUGUGUGUGUGUGUGUGUGUGUGUGUGUGUGUGUGUGUGUGUGUGUUAGAGUGAAUGAGAUAGGUAGUCAGAUGCUCUGCUGAAAAACCUUACAUGAACCCUCUGAGGGGGUUCACUAUGAAAGUAGUACACCGACUGACAGGUCUGUCAUUUUAGUCGGGGGCCGUUGUAUACGGACAAGACUAUUAGAAUUGCUCUGCUCCACGAGGUGCUUGUUUUUCUUGUCAAGCAGAGGCAUAUACAGUACAGUAUGUUAACAAAAUGACAUUAUCUGUGAUAAAAUCUCUACAUCAUUGUCAGCAGUAACCUAGACAAGCACAUGCUUUUUUCACAGACCAACCACUUCUCUGGACUAGAUAGAGAAGGAUCAUGUAGAAAAGGACAGACCGAGGGGGAGAGAGAGAGCAUCUCUGCUAAAUCAAUUUAGAUAAACACUGUUGUCUUAUGGGCUUCCCCUGUAUACUAAUUAAACAUAGAAAACACCUGUCUCAUGUUGAAAGAAAUAUGAACUAAGGUAAUGGAGGAACAAGCAACCUUGAUUGCAGUAGUACAAAUUUGUGGAUUAAACUGGCAUGACAACGAUAGUUGGUUACAGCACAUACGGUGUUGGACCAGUUCGAAAUUUAAACUGGGCUUAGUCCUAAAUUUAAACUCUGUUUAUCUGUGAGUGUGCAUCACUGCACAUUACAUUUUAUUGGGUGUUCUGCACGUGAAAUAUUAUUUGGUGUUCUGCACAUUAAAGAUUAUUUGGUGUUCUCCAGAAUGCUGAAAUACUGAGUGUCUUUGUGGUCCCAUGUAGGGUGACUGAAAAUGUCAAGUCCAAUAGAUACCUAGUUCUCCAUGAUCACUUGGCUCUGGCUUUAUGCGUCACUACAAAAGUGCACAAAGAUCAGCUCUCGGCAUAAGUUUUUGUUGUGUGUUAUUUGUUUAAUCAUUGAUUACACAACAAAGGAAAAAAGUACCAGUUUUGUUGAAUCUGAGUAUGUUACCAUGUAAAGUGGGAGAAAAAGUUAAUGACAGACAAACCAAAUAUA
This is a messenger RNA of Salvelinus namaycush (lake trout), 1951 nucleotides long. RefSeq names its product UMP-CMP kinase-like. Gene Ontology annotation, cellular component: nucleus; cytoplasm. The record is from RefSeq and is a predicted model, not a curated record. The coding region runs from base 75 to 749 and encodes 224 amino acids. Lineage: Eukaryota; Metazoa; Chordata; Actinopteri; Salmoniformes; Salmonidae. The transcript is spliced from 6 exons. Gene Ontology annotation, molecular function: ATP binding; UMP kinase activity. Gene Ontology annotation, biological process: UDP biosynthetic process; 'de novo' pyrimidine nucleobase biosynthetic process; CDP biosynthetic process.